AUGCCAAAAGCUAUAAAGCAAGAUCAAAAACUCCGCCAUGAUCCCUUACAUAUGGAGCUGGCGCAGGAGGGAGGAGUUUUGAGAUCUCAGACGAAAAGUAAAGCUGGCCGAGCUAAGAAGGUCGGUGAGGACUCAGAAGACAAGGCAGAGGGCUUUGUUGGAGCUAGCUUAUCACGAAAAAUUCUUCAGAUUGCUAAGGAGCAGCAAGACGAGAUUGAACAGGAGGAAAACCAAGGAUCAGCAAGAAAUAGAUCAAGUGCGAAUUUCGGUUUCGACGAUGAAGACAUCACCGGCCGUUUUGGUAAUGAUGAUGAAGAAUCUGACGACGAAGAUUAUGAAGACUACGAAGAGAUCGAGGAGAUUGAGAUCGAUCCUGAAGAGGAUGCUUUAUUCAACAAAUAUAUUGCGCCUGUAGACGGUGAAGAAAAUGAGGACGGUACAGUUGUUUUGAACCUGGCUGAUAGAAUUAUGGAAAAAAUCCGAGAAAAAGAGAUGAUGGAAGCCGCCGCUAAUGGUAAAAUGUCAAACUCUCGAGGAGAUGAUUCUGGUGAGCCUGAAGGUGUCAUGCUUCCUCCUAAAGUUAUUGAAGUCUACACUAGGGUUGGUGAACUACUAGCGAGAUACCGUUCUGGUAAACUUCCCAAAGCGUUUAAAAUCAUUCCUUCUCUUAGAAACUGGCAAGAUAUUCUUUAUGUCACCAAUCCUGCUGCUUGGUCGACACAGGCUGUUUAUGAAGCAACUAAGCUAUUUGUUUCUAACCUUAAGGCUAACCAAUCACAAAAGUUCAUUACCAACAUUCUAUUAGAAAGAUUCAGGGAUGACAUUCAAGCUAACAAGACUUUAAACUACCAUGUAUACCGUGCACUCAAAAAGGCUCUUUAUAAGCCUGCUGCUUUCUUCAAAGGAUUUUUGUUCCCUCUGUGCGAGUCGGGUACAUGUACAUUAAAAGAGGCUGUGAUUGCCGGCUCAAUUCUCAGUAAAGUGUCGGUUCCAGCAUUGCAUUCCGCUGCUGCCUUGCUGAGAUUGGCUGACAUGGAGUAUUCCGGUCCCAACUCUUUAUUUAUCAAGAUUCUUCUCGACAAGAAAUAUGCCCUACCUUAUAAGGUCGUUGAUGGAGUGGUGUUCCACUUCAUUCAAUUCAGAGCUGUGGAAUCACAGUUACCGGUAGUAUGGCACCAGUCUUUGCUGGUAUUUGCUCAAAGAUAUAAAAACGAUAUAACCGAGGACCAGAGAGACUCUAUAAUGGCUGUGUUGAAGAUUCACAACCAUAGUUCCAUCACCCCCGAGAUCCGUAGAGAGCUUCUUUCUGGAGCCACUAGACAGUUGGCUACGGGUCAAAUGGACUUGAAUUAG
Sugiyamaella lignohabitans is the source of this 1353-nucleotide messenger RNA. RefSeq names its product Enp1p (gene ENP1). The transcript has a single exon. The coding region runs from base 1 to 1353 and encodes 450 amino acids. The record is from RefSeq and is a predicted model, not a curated record. NCBI's taxonomy places the organism in Eukaryota, Fungi, Ascomycota, Dipodascomycetes, Dipodascales, Trichomonascaceae. Gene Ontology annotation, biological process: rRNA processing; DNA topological change. Gene Ontology annotation, molecular function: double-stranded DNA binding; snoRNA binding. Gene Ontology annotation, cellular component: preribosome, small subunit precursor; nucleolus; cytoplasm.